UAUUGUAGUAUGUGAUCGUAUGACUAUACUAUAAGAAUGAAAAAUGAGAGCAAAAUAAAGAUAAUAUGUUGGUAAUAGGAGAUUUUUGUUUCCACAUUAUAAUAUAUGCGCAUUUCUUGUAAACUUUCUCUGCGUCUGCACCACCGUAGUUUCAUAUUUAUCAAUUUUCUUUUUUAUAUCUGAAUUCCGGUGCUUCUAUACCUAGUAGAGUAUCUGUAUAAAGAAUGUCACUAAAAGAGAUUAAAAAAGAAAUUGUUUUUAUUAAAUCGUAUAUUAUACCUAUUAUAAUAAUAUAAUCCCACCAGGUAUAAAUUAACGAUGACUAAAAUGAAGAAUUUUUUGGAUACAUAAAAUCCUCGAAUUCCUGUAAAACUUUUUUGGUAUCUCUGUCUCGAAGAACUUCAUAUAAUAAUUAAUAGCACUAUAUUUUGUGGCUUGGCUCAACGCGGUGGCUACAAUCAAUCACGCAAUGGGGUUGAAAUUAAGUAACGUCCGCUGCCACUAGUUCCCGGAUGGGUGGCCACCCGGGUUCGUAAUGGCAAAAACCUUGUUGUUCGUGUUGCUAACCAACCGUACCAACCGUCCUAACCCUACCAACCUUAUAGGCUAAUGACCUCAGUCGUCAAAGCCUUAAUCUAAUAAUAAAAACAAAAUGUCUACAUUAUUAUAAUAUCUAGGGACGUAACUGUUGUCGAGAGUCAAUGAUAUAAUUCAAUUAUAUAUUUUCUCGGAAAUCGGGCAAUACUCUCAAUCUUUCGUUAAAAAAAUCACAACAUUUCAUAUACAUACCUAUAAUAUAAACCCGGGUUGUGAGAAGAAUGGCAAGCCAAUUUUGGUAAUUUUGGAUAUUUCACAAUUUUAUAACAACAUUUUAGGAAACUUAAUUCUGCGUAAAAUGGUAUCAUUGUCAAAAUUAAACGAUUAUAUUAAAUUUUGAUAACGGAAAUGUUAUUAUUAUAAAAAUGUUAAGAUUUAAAUAAUUUUCCUCUGCAGAAUAGUUGGCAUUUUUGAUUUGACACUAUUCUAACAACAGCCGUUAUAUUAAUCACUGUCCAAUGUGGUCUUAUAUAAGUCGCUCAGUAUGGUAUACUGUAUAUCACAGUAUUUUAAAAUUAAAUACAAAUUUUUAACUCUUCCGACGACAUAUUAUUGUUAUUAUUGUUAAGAAAUAAACAUUAAAUCUGGUAUUAUUUUUAAACAGCUGAUCGCCGAAGUAAAAAGUUCAGAAAGUCCAAGAUGAUUCUGGGAUUCUUCUAUGGACUUUUCCUGAGCCUGAUUCUCUACCAUUUUGUAAUUGUCGAUUUAGAAUUUACCGAUCAGACCACUCGUCUAAUGGGCAUCGUCAUCAGUCUAUUUUUGAGCAUCGGCCAUGCUAUUUCACAACAGGUUCGGUGUUUGGGACUUUUGGCGAUGCCGACGUUCUGUGACAAGUCCGGUCAACGCGUACUUGUAACCAUGGUAUUUGCGUACGUAAUGGCCGGCCCUCUAAAUAACAUAAUGAGAAACGGGUCCGAAGUGAUCAGAGUGUUCACCUGUUCCAGUGCGCUGGUGUAUAAUUUGACCAAAGUCCGUUAUGAACUCAUGUUCAAACCGUUCCAGGAAGCGCUAUUCAACCUCAGGGCUGAAACGAACGAGAUAAAAGAAACCAUAAAUUCCAUCAACGACGUGAUAGAUCCGAUUCGACAAGAACUCGAAUCAGACAGUGACGAUAUCGUACUACACGAGAGAAACGACUACUUAGACGAUCUGGAAAUGAAACCAUCGAAAAUGUACAAUGCAAAAUCUUCCGGGCAUACGAGAAAUAUGUACAAGAUCCCGGAGCCAGGUGAAGUGGAAACAAAGUACAGAGAUAAAUUGCGCAGAAAAUGCAAAGGCAUCAUUAACCGGGCGGACGACAAGUGCAAGGCAGCGUUUCAGACCAGCUACAACAUUUGCAAGGACUCUGUACACUGGUCUGUGAACUGGGCCCUGUGCUGGCCCAUGCAAGUCACUUUCGUCUGCAACCUUGCACCACGUGACUCUGAAAUGUCAAGGGGGGUCCGAACUCCGGAUACGAGUUUAAAACCCGAAUUGUUUGGUGGCGGAGACGUGUGCGAUUCCGGGACAUCGGUAAAUUCCGGUUUUGGCAAGGGAUACGUGUACCUGACAAAGUCCAAGGACGAAUUAAAACGAGAAUUCCUGCACGUAAAAGUCAAUUACAAGUUGAACAAAGUGAAAAUAAUGCCUGAUCAAUUUAGGGACGCUUACGACGUAACCAGGGACAUGAUGAUAGAUUUCCGGGAGAAAAGGCGGACGGCCGAGUUUGUGUUCGUAUGCAUACGCCGUCUGCUGGCCUUUUCGUUCCUAAAAAUACUGUUGGAUUUCUUCGUCAUCGUUACUGUUUGCAGCAGUCAGAGUUACAUGCACAAAUACCUGACGGACAUCGAACACGACAACACUUACGUUACCCGGUAUUACCGGAAGAUCGACGCCCGGCGCAAACAUACUGGCAAGCACACGUUGCUUCCGCUCAAGAAAACCGAAAAGAGCAAAGCGAUCGACUUGAGGAGUUACAAGCUGGUUAACCGUGAGUGUGACCACCUGGUGGGUACAUCUCACUUUCACUUAUGUGUCUUUCAGGAUGAAAUUAUUGAAACAGUACAUGUAGUUCUAAUUCACAAGCAUGAUGAAGAUACUACAUUAAAUCGCCAAGAAGUCAAUAAUUCACUGAAAAGGAAAGUAAGUGAAGACAAUAUUGUAGAAAAACCUUCCAAGUUUAUUUUAACUGAAAUCAAAAAAUUUAAUAACGAAAAUAAUUUAAAUACAACUGAUCUCAAUUAUAUUAGACGAAAUGUGUAUAAUGCACGUAAAUCUAUUUUGCCACCUUUGCCUAAAAGUAUUGAAGAAGUUCACGAUACUUUAAAUUUCAAAUCUUUGGUAAAAUUGGUGUUUGAAAUUAUCGCUGCCUCGUCGUUGGUUUUAUUGGACAUCGUGUUUUAUGAGGCAUUGGACGUGAUCAGGAGACACGCAAAAAUCGAUUACUUCCAGACCGGACACCAUAACUUGCACAUCAAGGUCAAGGGAACCGGUAUGAUCGCUAACUUGCUCAGAUCUGUCGUGGAUCGAUUCAAUUUCAGGAAAAACAUCACCGUCAACCUUAGCAACGAAAUGUGUCUCCCGAAUCCACACAAGUUGGACGCGUAUUACCUGCACAAGAUAUACGGGACGUUAAUGCUGGUGUUCGUCAUGACCGUAUUCGCCGGAUACUCGGGUCGGCUAAAACGACUGAUUUGCGCAGUAUUCUUCCGAAAGAGAGAAAAGCGCCGCGUGCUGUACCUGUACAACGAAACAUUAAGGAAGCGAACGGCGUUCUUCCGGUACAUGAAGCAAAAGGUGUCGAAAUUGGCCCGCGAAAACAAAUUAUCGGAAGAUCUCGACAUUUUUCUGAUGUUGAGAUUAAAGUUCCCGGCAGUAUUCGGCUGGCUUGUGUGGUUUGCAUGCGGUCGUCGAAAAUGUCUGAUUUGUGGCGAACCAGAAACGAUUGCCGGCAAACAGUAUGGUUGCAACACCAUUGGGUGCGUUUAUAUACACUGCGAACAGUGUUGGAAAGAUGUUGGUGUAUGUUAUGCCUGUUCAGACACAUUCAACAAAGAAGACAAUGAACACAAUUUAGAUGCGGAUACUACUGCUGAGGGUUAUGUGGACACUGAUUAUUAG
Acyrthosiphon pisum (pea aphid) is the source of this 3696-nucleotide messenger RNA. RefSeq names its product ubiquitin protein ligase sneaky (gene snky). The transcript is spliced from 14 exons. The record is from RefSeq and is a predicted model, not a curated record. Lineage: Eukaryota; Metazoa; Arthropoda; Insecta; Hemiptera; Aphididae. Gene Ontology annotation, cellular component: membrane. Bases 1237 to 3696 code for a protein of 819 amino acids.